Messenger RNA from Mycena indigotica, 1140 nucleotides. RefSeq lists its product as uncharacterized. Lineage: Eukaryota; Fungi; Basidiomycota; Agaricomycetes; Agaricales; Mycenaceae. The transcript has a single exon. The record is from RefSeq and is a predicted model, not a curated record. Bases 1 to 1140 code for a protein of 379 amino acids.
AUGAAUGGUGCUCGCUCGAGCAAUACUUCUUUGGAAACUGGGUCAAACAAGCAGCGUCGACCCCGAUCCCCGCCGUCGAUGUAUGUCGCCUAUGAAUCGAACGUCGCGAAAGCGCCGAAGCCACUCAUCAAGCUGGACAAAACGAAGAAGAGGGACAAGGGGAAGGACUCAGACUCUACCGCCAGUCCGCGACCAUCUUCCAGUGGGACUGGAAGUAACUCUGUGCCCCGCCGACCCUCAUUCCUCAGUCUUCGGCGGAAGAAAUCCAGCAACUCCUCAUUGAAUUCUCACUUCCCUCCGCCAUUGGAGAUUCCGCCCCCAUUACCGUCGCCCUCACUUACCAGGAGUGGAACUACACCCUCAUCUGCCGCGUCUUCCCCAUACGAGCUUCCCCGACUACCAAGGUCGUCACUCCCGCUUCAAGAAACACACGUUCAUCCCGGAGACGAUCUCAGCCUCAACGAAGAUCUCACAAUUGAAGACCAUAUCCCCGCGAGACGAUCAGACAAAGCUGCACGAAUGCUCGGCGAGCCGAUUCAGAGGUACCCGAAGUACAAUAUUCCUGACGUAUCCUAUUUCGUCUCGCCUUCGGAUGACGAGUUCCCGAGCCCAACUCGGGGGGCGGAUGCCAAAUUGCCGUCAUUUUCCACCUCAAACGCGUUCUACACGCCAGAGGGCGGGUGGUACGCCAACGAUGACGUGCCUGACGACCGCGGGGACAGAAUUAGUCCUAUUGCCUUCCGGCCACCUUCCCUGGCAGUCUUUCCGCCGAAUCCGAAAGAUAGAGGCGGCGAUUCAGAUAUCGAUGAAGGAGUAGACAUGACGGCGGAUGAUAAAGUCCCAUCCCCAAGAGCAAUUCGACCACCGCGCGUAGAUUCGCACAUCCAUCAUGCUUAUGGACAUUUGCGUGUCGAGUCGCAGGCCUCGUCGUCGACAAUAGCGAUGGGAGGAGCCGCCAGACCGGACACGCUCUACAUGGACCAGUUCUUGGCCCCCAAUUCUGUCCCCAGCUCUAGUAACAGUAUCCCAGCUCGACGCAAUCGGGACUCCAAGGUGAUACGAGCGGAGCGUGGCUGGGAGGGCGAGUGGAAUCAGGGCGACAUGAGCGAUGUUAUUAACAAGCUGCGGACGUUGCGGUGA